Molecule: messenger RNA, 195 nt
Organism: Stylonychia lemnae
Lineage: Eukaryota; Ciliophora; Spirotrichea; Sporadotrichida; Oxytrichidae
Source: the annotation of a GenBank genome assembly
AUGUUUGAGGUACCUACUAGUGGUAUUUUUUCUGAUAAUGGGAAAAAAAAUUCUUCACUUACAGAAAAAAAUAAGUCAGAUUAGAGUUUAGAAUACUUAAAAGCUAAAAUAAAAAGAAUAACUAACAUGGGUGAAGUUUUAAUCGUUUUCAGUAAGUACAUAAACAGUGCUCCAAAUUACCAAAAUGUUCUAUGA